CAUAAACCCCAAACCCCGGUCUUGUCUGCUUGGCCUGUUUCGCAAGCGUUCCCAGAUGUUGCGCCUCUGGGUUUAGAAACUCUUUGCUAAUACUAACCCUUGAAAAAAUAUCCCGCCCCACGGAAGAAUCACUAUGGUGACGAGAGUGUUUGGUGGAUGUUCUAUCAGUGAAACAACAGCCCUGUUUUUAAUGGAGAAGUGAUGGAAGUGGCACACUCUGCAUCAGAGACAUUCACAGACAGUCAAAGGAAGAAGACCCCUCUUCCCCUGUGCCAACUGGCGGAGGACACAAAAAUAAGUCCCUCUAAUGUCCCUCAUCACCUACUAGAGACCCAAACCUAUACCAAACUCAAGAGCAACAGUGCAAUCCAUGCAGAACCCUCAGCACUUCACUUCAGUGGGUUUAAACUGGGGAAGGAUUAUCAGAGGACCUUGAAACUUAUCAACAUAUCAUCUGAAGUGAUCAACAUUCACAUUAUCCCCACCCAAACAAAGCACUUCCAAACGAAAUAUUUAAAAAAGCAUCGUCUUGUCCCCGGACUGUCCUACACAGUGAAAGUACACUUCUGUCCUAAAGAAUGGCGCUACUUCUACGACUGUAUUCGGGUUCAUUGCAAGGGGGAAGAGAAUUUACAGGUACCAGUCCAUGCCUACCUCAUCAUCGAUGACUUGCACAUCCCAACACACAUCACCAUACCAGCUGUCCCACUGGGCCAAAGUGUCAGCCAUGUGAUCCCUCUGAGCUGCAGCUGUCCCAUUGACUUUGAGUUCCAGGUGUACAUCAUCCAGCCACACAAGGCCUUCUCGGUCCAGCCCCUGUCAGGAGUGAUUCCAGCCAAUGGGAAGGUGGAGGUGACCGUCACAUUCAGGCCGUUCCAGUAUGACACGUCCCAGGUCACUCUACAAGUGGUCAUCUCCCAGUUCAAUUCCAAACCCUACGUCUGCACCCUCAGCGGGUCCUCCUCGCCCCACCUGGCUCUCAGUCAACAGGAGAAAGACAUGGGACAUGCAAGAGAAGUUCUGUUUGUUGACAGUCGAGGGCCUCCACCUGUCUCCUUGAUACAGCCUCUGACCAAAACCAAGCAGAGGUCAAUGCGGACACCUGAAAAGUCAAAGGCUGAUGCAGACGGGUUUUACGUGGGCGAUGAUUAUGGAUAUUUCCACUGGAAUGAAGAACAUGGCCAUUGGGAGAGGUGGACCCUAAACAACAACGAGUACAACAUGAGUAUCAGAGCCCACAGGAGCAGCCUGGAUUCCUCGUAG
Coregonus clupeaformis (lake whitefish) is the source of this 1263-nucleotide messenger RNA. RefSeq names its product cilia- and flagella-associated protein 221-like. Lineage: Eukaryota; Metazoa; Chordata; Actinopteri; Salmoniformes; Salmonidae. Bases 202 to 1263 code for a protein of 353 amino acids. Gene Ontology annotation, cellular component: cilium. The transcript has 12 exons. Gene Ontology annotation, biological process: cilium movement; cilium assembly. The record is from RefSeq and is a predicted model, not a curated record.